AUGCCCCGUGGAAGCCGGAGCCGCACCUCCGGCAUGGCCCCUCCGGCCAGCCAGGCACCUCAGAUGAGAGCCGCGCCUAGACCAGCACCAGCAGCUCAGCCCCCAGCAGUGGCUCCACCAUCUGCUGUUGGCUCACCUGCUGCUGCACCCCGGCAGCCAGGUCUCAUAGCCCAAAUGGCAACCACUGCAGCUGGCGUGGCUGUGGGCUCUGCUGUCGGGCACCGGAUGGGCCAUGCCGUCACUGGGGGCUUCGGUGGAGGAAGUAAUGCUGAGCCUUCAAGGCCUGACAUCACUUACCAGGAGUCUCAGGGAACCCAGCCAGCACACCAGCAGCAGCAGCAGCAGUCUGGCCCAUGCCACUAUGAGAUGAAACAGUUUCUGGACUGUGCCCAGAACGAGGGUGACCUGAAGCUUUGUGAAGGUUUCAGCAAGGUGCUAAAACAGUGCAGAUGUACAAAUUGA
This is a messenger RNA of Neomonachus schauinslandi (Hawaiian monk seal), 462 nucleotides long. Its product is annotated as coiled-coil-helix-coiled-coil-helix domain-containing protein 2-like. Bases 1 to 462 code for a protein of 153 amino acids. Gene Ontology annotation, biological process: mitochondrion organization; positive regulation of transcription by RNA polymerase II. The record is from RefSeq and is a predicted model, not a curated record. The transcript has a single exon. Gene Ontology annotation, molecular function: sequence-specific DNA binding. Gene Ontology annotation, cellular component: mitochondrion; nucleus. NCBI's taxonomy places the organism in Eukaryota, Metazoa, Chordata, Mammalia, Carnivora, Phocidae.